Molecule: messenger RNA, 1350 nt
Organism: Naegleria gruberi
Lineage: Eukaryota; Heterolobosea; Eutetramitea; Acrasida; Naegleriidae
Exons: 4
Coding region: 1-1350 (449 amino acids)
Biological process (GO): SRP-dependent cotranslational protein targeting to membrane
Cellular component (GO): signal recognition particle, endoplasmic reticulum targeting
Molecular function (GO): protein binding; ribosome binding; 7S RNA binding
Source: RefSeq, a predicted model, not a curated record
AUGGCACCAAAGAAUCUCUUGUCCAAUUAUCAACAAUUAAAACAAGCCAUCGAAGAUGAAGAUGAAGAUUUAAUUCAUUCUACAUUGGAAAAGUAUACAAAUGAAAUUUCUUCCAUUUUAGUACAAUUAGCUUAUGUUAAAUAUUUAAAUGGACAAGUUGAUGUUUCUAAAAAAUUAUUUGAACAAGUUUUUACACAAUCUAAAGAUACAGUUGCAGGUGCAGUUGCUGCUAAUAAUCUUGUUGCUAUUUUAGAUGUAACUACUAAUAAUAGUAAUUCUAAUAAUGGUAAUACAACACAUUUUGAUUUGGAAGCUCAAAAGAAAUUAAAACAUGCUUAUCAAGAUAAAUUACAAGGUAAAUUAACAACUGAACAAAUUAGAGGUGUUACUUUAAAUAAUUGUUUAUUACAAUUACAUUUAGGUAAAUUUGAUGAAUGUGAAAAAAUUAUUCAAAAUGAAUUAUUUAAUUUAUUUAAAUUAGUACUUGUACAAUUAUAUUUACAACAAGGUAAAUAUAAAGAAUGUAUUGAAUUAUUAAAAGAAUCUAAAUUAAUUAAUGAAAAAUCAAUUCAAAGUUUAAUUAUUGCACUUUAUAUGAAAAUUGAUGAUAUGAAUUCUGCAUUGGAAAUGUUACAACAAGUCAUUAAAAAAUUAUCAUCUUCAUCUAAAAAGGAAGAUUUAAUUGAAAUGGCAAAUGAAUUAGCUAAAUUACAAUUACAAUUUAAAAAAUAUGAACAAGCUGCAUCUACUUUUGAAAUGUUAAUUAAAUUAGAUUCUAAAAAUGUUUCACUUCACACUGCUGGUUUAAUUGAAGCCAUAUUUACAAUCUUCACAUCUUCUACAUCCAUUAAGAAGAAUAUUGAUGAAAUUGAAAAGACUUCAUCAAUUAUUUCAAAUAUUACUUCUUCAUCUAAUAUUACUUCUUCUUCUAAUACUUCUACACUUUCUAUUAGUAAAAUUGAUAUUCAAUCUAUUAAUUCAUCAUCAUCAUCUAACAAGACAUCAUCAUCAACAACAAUGGGUGGUGGUAAUAGACAAGCUGAUGCAUUGAAUAGAGAAGAAAAGAAGAAACAAAGAAAGAAGAGAAGAAACAAACUUCCAAUUCAUAGUAUGUUAAAUGAACAAAGUGAAACAUUUAAAUCAAGAUGGGAAACAAAGAAGAAACAUUCAGGUAAUUUGAUGGGAUUUGGACAUCAAGGUUCAUCAGAUGUUGAAGCUCAAAAAUCAGUUCUUCACAAAAAGGGACAAAAAACCUUAUUAACUCCUGAACAAGUACGUGGUGUUGGAAGUGGAAGUGGUGUUAGUGGUGCUGCUGCUGCUCUUGCUGCAAAGAAGAAGAAGAAGAAGUAA